AAGAGUGCGGAUCUACCUGUCAAACGUAGACAGGUACUCGUACACGUGUGAAUCAUUCGAGCGUGUAUUCAGUUAUGGAUUACCUAUAGUGAUAGUGCAGAUGCUUAGUGUUUUUUAUCAUGUGUUUGUGCAUACCUACUGAGAUUUUUUAACACGUUUUAUGGUGUGGUUCCCCAUGUACCUGUAUGUGUAUUAGUGUGUUCCCUUAUGUGAUUGGGUAUACAUAUACGGAUAUAUUAAAGAGUGUUUUGACCACUGAGGGUACCAUCUUCUUUGACAAGCUAAAAGACGAUCUGUCCAAUCUAAACCAUGUGUCAAUCGUGAGUCAAUCAAACUCUGAGGGACGUUGCGAGUGCAGGGGUGCAAGUCAACGAUCGGGACAACUGGCGAAAAUAAGUUUUUAAGUUACGUCGGUAAUUCAGAACGUUGGACUCCAACUCUCGUCGGAGUGAGAUUCGUACCGACCUUCGAAACCUGUAUUACCAUCACUCCACAACAGGGGAUCAUUUGCGUCAUCUAUACGAAAAUUGCGGAAACUGCUGUAUGAUAGUUCGGUCGUUUUGGAAAAUCGAUUGAUACGAAUUUGAUGAACGAAGAAGAUGUUACGGAAACGCAGCACACGAUUUGUAAAAUCGCCACAGACGAAUUAGUCGCGACUGCACGUGCCACUGUUACAAGAGUACUUACCGGAGCUUGUAACGCUAAAACAAUCGACGAUAAGUUGCAAGGUCUACAAAAGAGCUUUACCAAAGAAUUAGAGGAGAUCAAGGAGUUGCUCUAUACUGUCUUAGAGAACAAGAAAGACUUACCCAGGCUGGCGAACGUGUACAGUAAUUAUCAGGAACACGAUGACUAUAACGAUGGUAAAAAUGAUAUUCAGUCUCCAAGGCAGCUGGAGAUUGAUAGCUUCAAUAAUACCAUCCAAGAUGUUUCAUCGACGAAUGGCUCUACGAGCUUCUUCUUUUAUUACUGGCAAAUAAAGAGUUUCGACGAGAAGUUAGCAAGGUGGAAAACCGCUCGUUCCGAACGUAGUUCAACGUUUUACGUGGGUCAAAAUGGAUACGCAAUGUACAUCAAAGUCACACCGAGGUAUUUUCCGGACGGUACAGUUUUCAUAGGUGUUGGUCUAACUCGUGGCCGUCACGAUUCCAUCCUUAAAUGGCCAUUUCCCCAUAAGAUUCGUUUGGAGGUUUUAGAUUAUUCACCCGAACAACUGCGACAAGAUCGACGCUCCCGGAUCUGGGAUCCGUCUAUGCUUUGCUCGGAAUAUUUUUGGGGUCGUCCAAAAUUAACUGGAGAAUCGGAUAAUCCAGAAUGUGUUGGAUUAAGUAUCUCUCGGCAAGUUCUUUUUUCUAAGCCACCGUUCAAGAUCGAUCAGUCCUCGAGAAACACGAGAUAUCUUUGGAACGGUAGUAUCACGAUUAAACUAACAAUUUAUCUUUAAAUAAUUACUUAAUUUAUGCACCAAGUUUUAUCAUAUAUAUAUAUAUAUAUACUAAAGAAAAUUUCUUACAGUAAUUUUACAGUCAUUUGAUGAUAUAAUUCAUUCGGUUAGUACAAAUGACACGUUUUUUACUACUGUUCUAUUAUUAAUCUUUAUUUCAGUUCUGGUGAAUGUACAAGAAACUUGAUCAAAUAUAUAUUCAGCUAUAUCUUCUGUCGUUUAAAUAAUUUAGGUACACGUAAGAGAGCGAGGAAAACAGAAGUGGAAAUAUUGUUAUGACUAGACCACGAAUAUUUAUGUAUUU
This is a messenger RNA of Osmia bicornis bicornis, 1748 nucleotides long. RefSeq lists its product as uncharacterized. The transcript is spliced from 7 exons. Gene Ontology annotation, molecular function: protein binding. The record is from RefSeq and is a predicted model, not a curated record. The coding region runs from base 587 to 1444 and encodes 285 amino acids. Lineage: Eukaryota; Metazoa; Arthropoda; Insecta; Hymenoptera; Megachilidae.